UUCAUUACUUAACGGGGCCUUGGCAAGCCGUGACGGUACAACGCACACCAAGUCACGGCACACUCGCACCGUUAACCGUUUAACGCUGCCCUCUCAACGAUCCUUCGUUUCCGACCUAACGUCGUCUGUUUGACGUUCCCCGAACAAACCCAAACCCUAACGUCCUCCAAUGGCGUCGUGUGACGACGACUUCUCUCUCCUCGGCGUCGACCCCAACCAAUCAAACGCUAACCUCCAUCCUCAUCGCCACCACCACCAAAAUCACCACUCCGCCACCUCCCACCACCACCACCACCACCAUCCCAACCAAGCCUACACACAGCGGUUUCCGACGAAGGCGGCUCCGAUCCACGCCCCACCGCCUCCGGUACCAUCCCAGCCGCCGUCAACACAGCCAAUCCUACCUCCUGCCGCCGCUUCCGCUGGCGGGAGUCCCGUAAAGAUAUCCGGUGGAGAUGAAGAAGACGUCGACGCCGAACAAUACAGCGACGGCGCGUUCGGUUCACAGACGGAUCCGAAGUUUCCGUCCUCGUUUGAUGACGACGAAGCCGAUCCGAGUAGAUCUAGGGUUAAUGCGUCCAAUCCAUUCGACGAUGGAGCCAAUCCGAGCAGAUCUAGGGUUAAUGCAUCGAGCGAAAAGCGAAAGGACCGAGAAGAGCUCAGCGACGGCGGAACACCUUAUUUUUACAAGAAGACAAGACUCGCCUCCGCCUCGGCCUCCGGCGGAGCAACCUCCGGAAGCGGUGGCGGAGAGUACAGGAAGGAUAGGGAGGAGUGGAGCGACACGGCAAUCGCGUGCCUCCUGGAAGCGUACACCGAUAAAUUUAUGCAGCUGAAUAAGGGGAAUUUGCGAGGGAGGGAUUGGGAGGAAGUGGCGGCUACAGUGAGCGAGCGAUGCGAGAAGCAAUCGAAGAGUGUGGAGCAGUGUAAGAACAAGGUGGAUAAUUUGAAGAAGAGGUAUAAGUUGGAGAGACAUAGGUUGAAUAAUGGCGGUGUCUCGGCAAGUCAUUGGCCUUGGUUCAAGCAGAUGGAGCAGAUUGUGGGUAAUUCCUUGCCAUUGAAGGCUGCAGUGGAGGACGAUAAAUCUGCCGGUGGGUCGGCCAACUCCCUUAGACAAUCAAAGAGAUAUGGAAUUACAAAUCCCAGCCCUGAUAGUCCAAUUAAUAACAUGAAGUUGAAAUCAACAACAAAUCCUAGAUGGCGGAGAGUGGUUUUCAAAAUUAGUGGUGCUGCUCUGGCUGGCACUGGUCAUCACAAUAUUGACCCAAAGGUGGCAAUGCUGAUCGCAAGAGAAGUUUCAAUCGCUUGCCGCCUUGGUGUUGAGGUGGCAAUUGUUGUUGGAGGCCGUAAUUUCUUUUGUGGGGACACAUGGGUUACAUCAACUGGUUUAGAUAGAUGUACUGCAUAUCAAAUUGGUAUGAUGGCAACUGUGAUGAAUUCCAUACUGCUCCAGUCAGCUUUAGAGAAGAUGGGUGUUCAGACACGUGUGCAAACUGCAUUUGCUAUGCAGGAGGUUGCUGAACCAUACAGUAGGCAACGGGCAAUCCGGCAUCUUGAAAAGGGGAGGGUUGUGAUAUUUGGUGGUAUUGGUGCUGGUACUGGAAAUCCACUCUUCUCUACUGAUACAGCAGCAGCUCUUAGAGCUUCAGAGAUUCAUGCUGAUGCGGUCCUCAAGGGUACCAAUGUAGAUGGUGUCUAUCUUUGUGACUCCAGAAACAACAAUGUUAUAGCUGAGCACAUAUCCUUCAGGGAGUUGGCUUCAAGAGGUUCUUCCCUGAUGGACAUGAUGGCAGUCACAUUCUGUGAGGAGAAUGGAAUUCCUGUUGUUGUUUUUAAUCUUCAUGAGCCUGGGAACAUAUCAAGAGCACUAUGUGGAGAACAAGUUGGUACACUCAUUGAUCAGACAGGAAGAGUCAGCUAAUGUUUGUGCUUCAACUUUCUGAUUUAGACGUUCAUGGCAUUAGAACCUCCGAUGAUGUGCCAACUUAAUAUUCCAAAGUGAUGGAUGGCACUUGAACUCAGUUGCUGGAUAACUCUAUUGAGGCUAAGCUGCAAAGGUGAAUUUCAGCAAGGGAAUACAUUGAUUAAGACUCUGCUACCUGUAUUACUACAUGAGAAGGUGGGAGGGAUUUCGUUAUAUAUGGAUGCUGUUAACUGAUUGUUUACGGAGGUAACUGCUUGAUUGAUGGUCUGCUUUACCCAUCCUGCAGUGAUAUAUAUAUAUAUAUAUAUAUUUCUUAUUUUGUUUAUUUUGUGUUUUCUACAUUGUAAAUUGUUUUGGCACUAUAUAGUUGUUGAUGUACUUGUAGACUCUGUAGCAGCUUUCUCAGCAUUGAAAUAGUUUUACCAUUUCUUGGACAUUUGUAAGUUUAUUAAUGAACCACUCAGUGUUGUAUCCUUGGCUGUCGGGAUUUGUUGAUAUAAGACUUAUAACGCUGUAUAAAA
Molecule: messenger RNA, 2445 nt
Organism: Cornus florida
Lineage: Eukaryota; Viridiplantae; Streptophyta; Magnoliopsida; Cornales; Cornaceae
Exons: 7
Coding region: 170-1921 (583 amino acids)
Biological process (GO): UDP biosynthetic process
Cellular component (GO): cytoplasm
Molecular function (GO): UMP kinase activity
Source: RefSeq, a predicted model, not a curated record